CAGUAGCGUGGAUUGCUUGGAAUGCUUGGAUGCCGCUGUUUUACAUUUAUUCACGUUGUUUGAAGUUCUGUGACGAUUUUGUACGAAGUGCAGAAUAAGAAUUAGUGACCAAAUAUUGUGAAAUAUUUUAAUUCGAAGCAUCCUUUUCUAUUUUCUGACAAAAUGGUACGAGGUGGUCGAGGUGGAAUGCUCAGAGGCGGCAGAGGCGGUAUGGGACGUGGAAUGGGAUUUCCUAGGAAACAGUUCCUUCCUCGUCUUCCGUUCGAUUAUACAUUAUGCGAAGCGGCUUUUCCACGUGUGAAACCGGCUCCCGACGAAUCAGACUUCCAUAUGGCUCUUUUGAAAAAGAACACAGACAUGUAUCCUACUCCAAAAGAGCAAACUUCCAUUUUAAAUCUCGUAACUAAGCUACAAAGCGUACUCGAUAAUUUAUUGGUUACUCCAGGAAGUUUCGAAGCUUGUCAAUUGGAGGAGGUAAGACAAGUUGGUAGCUUUAAAAAAGGAACGAUGAUAAAAGGGCACAACGUAGCCGAUAUUGUUGUAAUUCUUAAAACGUUGCCUACCAAGACGGCGGUGGAAGCGCUUGGUACAAAAGUUAACAAUGACUUAAAGGCUGUUAAUCAGAAAGAAGUUUUCAGGCUCACUCAAACGGAGCGAGGUUUCGAUAUCGCUAAUAACGAAGCUACAGUGCGAGUUUUGAUCACCACGUUGCACCAGAACCUACGUAAAUUAGAAUCGGAUCAACAUUUGGACGUAAAGAUAUGCCAAGGUCAUCUCGCCGCGAUUAGACAUUCCCGCUGGUUCGAAGAAAAUGCUCAUCAUUCCAGUAUAAAGGUUUUAAUAAGAUUACUUAGAGACUUGAGAAGCAGAUUCGAAGGCCUAGAACCCUUAUCCCCUUGGAUGUUGGAUUUGUUGGCACAUAGCGCUAUCAUGAACAAUCCUAGUAGACAAGCAUUGCCGAUAAACCAAGCAUAUAAGCGAGUGCUUCAAUUACUUGCUUCUGGACUUUUCCUUCCAGGAUCUGCCGGUAUUUCUGAUCCAUGCGAGGGUGGUAAUAUACGUGUACAUACUGCCAUGACCUUGGAACAACAAGAUUUGGUAUGCCUGACAGCUCAAACAUUGUUACGUAUAUUGGCCCAUGGAGGAUACAGACCAUUGCUCGAGGGUACUAAUAAACUCGCUGUGGAAAUGAGCGUAUGGGCAGGUGGUGUGGUCGCUAGUCCCUUGGACAAGGCAUACGAACCUCCUACGGAACAAGAGCAGCAAGAAGAUAUGGAAGAGAGCAACGAAGAUAUGAUAACAGAAAGUGCUUAGUUAUUAAUCUGAUACAAU
Colletes gigas is the source of this 1332-nucleotide messenger RNA. RefSeq names its product interleukin enhancer-binding factor 2. The transcript has 4 exons. Lineage: Eukaryota; Metazoa; Arthropoda; Insecta; Hymenoptera; Colletidae. Bases 163 to 1314 code for a protein of 383 amino acids. The record is from RefSeq and is a predicted model, not a curated record.